AUGUAUUUAAUUGAAAUUGAUAAACUUCAAACUAGUUCUUCUAUAUUAGAUAAAGAUUUUUCUUCAAAACAUAUGAAAAUCGAGAAUUCUAAUAAAAUUUUUGAUAAUAUUAAAUGUUAUAAUUUUCAGUCAGAUAGAAUCUUUUAUAUUGAAGAUAUUAGAAGUAAUAAGAUGGAGGUGUGA
Messenger RNA from Scutellospora calospora, 183 nucleotides. The record is from the annotation of a GenBank genome assembly. Lineage: Eukaryota; Fungi; Glomeromycota; Glomeromycetes; Diversisporales; Gigasporaceae.